Molecule: messenger RNA, 1159 nt
Organism: Paramecium primaurelia
Lineage: Eukaryota; Ciliophora; Oligohymenophorea; Peniculida; Parameciidae
Source: the annotation of a GenBank genome assembly
CUUAAUUAUAAAUCCCAAUGACCCUCAAAAUAUGUUCUCUAAAGCUGGUAAAAUCACUAGUGAGAAAUAUAUAAUCUUUGCUCGUAAAGAUGAGAUUCUCAAUCGUAAAAUGGGUAAACGAGUGAAAAGUUAACUCUUUGAAAUCCCAAUACCUGAAACACAAGAGAAACAACUAACUCCAAAUAAUCAAUAAGUCUUAAAAACUCAAUAACCCUUUACAAAGUAAUUAUCUAGAGCAGUUGGAAAUUACACAAAAAUUGGAUGCGAUGGUUAACCACCUUGUGGCUAUUAUAAUCCAAAAUUCAAUCAAUUAGAAAAGUACAUAUCAUUUAAAUCUAUUAUUUAUAGAGCUACUCAUAUAGUUCCUGAUUAUCAAAAAAGUCUUAUAAAAACUACACCAAGAUAAACUACUAAAAGAGUAUAGAGUGCUAUUAAUUUUGGAAAUAAAGAACCUAUACCUGAAAAGUAAGUAUGGAAAAGAGAUUGUUUUGUUGAUAUGUCAAGAUAAACUGGAAGGUUAGAAUAUACAUAAUAUUUAGAAAGGAAGUAUUUUUUGGUUAACCAACACCACAUGAAGAGAGAUUCAAUUUUCUUAAUAUAACUACCCAAUUUAGUAAGGUUCCAAGAACUCCAUAAUAUUCUAUGAAUAAAUCAAUGUCUAGAGAAUAGAUGACAGUUUAUAAACGAAAACAUUAUGCUCCAGAUUAUGAACCUAAUUUUGAAUUUGGAAGGAGGUAUAAAUUUUAUAAGAAUUAAAUAGAAAAUUAGGAUCAGCUGGACCAAAAUUUGAUUCAAAAAAGGGUAGAGAUGAUAUAAUGACUAAAAAAUCAGAUUAUACUUUUGAAGAAUAUUUUGAGUUUGAUAUAUAUUCUAGAUCUUAAAAGAGUUAAAUAUUUAGAGUGCCUACUGCUCCUAAUUUUGGAAAAAUGAUUGAUAGAGAACAUGAUCAUAGAUCUAUAUUACCAUCCUAUAUGCAAGUAAUAUAGUAUUGUAAAUAUAUACAAAAUAGAAUUAACAUACUCAAACCAGAAUAGGCAUUACUCAUUUAUCUUAGAAAAUGUUGGAAACUAACAAUUUUAGUGAUGGAAGAUUUUAGACAAUUACAUCUAGUUUUGUACCUCCUGUAAAAUAAAUUGUUGAAGAAGAAGAUAUCAAAUGA